Glycine soja is the source of this 2895-nucleotide messenger RNA. Its product is annotated as protein NPGR2-like. The coding region runs from base 314 to 2512 and encodes 732 amino acids. The transcript is spliced from 6 exons. Gene Ontology annotation, molecular function: protein binding. The record is from RefSeq and is a predicted model, not a curated record. NCBI's taxonomy places the organism in Eukaryota, Viridiplantae, Streptophyta, Magnoliopsida, Fabales, Fabaceae.
GAAAUUCGUGUCUUCUCGCAUACGCUUCCCACUUUCUCCAAUCUCUCUCAUAGCGAACGCAAACACACACCAGUCGCAGUUACCGAGUUUCCCAUGACAAAAAAAUAAAUAAGAAAAGAAAAUUAAAAAAAGGAAAAGCUAAAGAGGAGAAAGAAGCUUUCAAUGCUUUUAUUGACUCAAAGCAUUCAAAGGUUCUCUUCCAUCGUAGAAAACACUCUGCAAUGGCGGUUACUGUUCCUGUCCCCAGCCAUUCCUCAACUCUCUGCUUUUUCUCUUUCUCUAUAAUCAUAAGUGUUGUUGCGGAGGCGGCAUCAUGGGGAGUAGGGCUAAGCAGGGGAGGAGAUUGCAGAAGAUGAUGAAGUGCAUGUGCCUGAGGGAGCCGUUGAAGAAAGGAGGAGAAGAUGAAACGGUUCCUUCCUCGGAUUCUCUUGCAAUCACGGAGUUUUAUUCUUCAACGGCGAGUGGGCGUUCUGGCCUCGACGGAGAAAUUGAGAAGAUGGGGUCGGGUUCUGGGAACAUGGAUGAAGCUGAAUUGUCCUUGCGUGAGAGUGGCAUCAUGGAUAUCAUGGACAAUGAGGAAGCUAGAGCUUUGUUAGGAAAAGAUGAAUAUCAGGAAGGGAAUAUAGAAGCAGCUUUACGUAUUUAUGAGAGGAUAAAUAUAAGCGCUGUGACUUCCAAGAUGAAAAUUUCCCUUGCCAAAAGCAGAGAACAUCAUAAGAAACAUUCCCAUUAUUAUGCUAUGCCUCCGAUGUCCAUAUACACGGUUGGAUUACUGUUGGAAGCAAUUUUCCUAAAAGCAAAAUGUUUGCAGGUUCUGGGGAGGUUUAAAGAAUCUGCCCAAACUUGUAAAGUUAUUCUGGACAUAGUUGAGUCUUCUUUACCUGAAGGCUUGCCUCAAAACUUUGGUCACGAGGGUAAAUUGCAGGAGACUUUGGGUAAUGUAGUUGAGCUACUUCCAGAAUUGUGGAAACUUGCUGAUUCUCCCCGUGAUGUUAUUUUGUCUUACCGUCGUGCACUCCUUCACCAAUGGAAUCUUGAUGCAAAAACCAUAGCAAAGAUUCAGAAAGAAUUUGUUGUUUUUCUUCUAUAUAGUGGAGGGGAAGCAAUCCCUUCAAAUCUUCGUUCCCAUAUGGACAGCUCGUUUGUACCCAGAAACAACUUAGAAGAGGCUAUACUUCUUUUAAUGAUUUUGCUGAGAAAAAUAUCUCUAAAUAAAAUUGAAUGGGAUCCGUCAAUUUUGGAUCACCUUUCGUUUGCUCUAUCUGUUUCAGGGGAUUUGACAACUUUAGCCCAUCAAUGGGAAGAAUUACUCCCUGGGACUAUCAAUCGAAGAGAAAGAUACCAUGCCUUAUCUCUUUGUUAUUAUGGCGCAGGUAAUGACUUGGUAGCACUGAAUCUUCUUAGGAAAUUGUUGAGUAGUAGAGAGGGCCCAAAACAUGUUCCUUCUUUGUUAAUGGCUUCUAAGAUUUGUAGUGAGAACCCUGAUCUUGCAAAAGAUGGGGCAAGCUUAGCUCGCAAAGUGCUUGAGAACUUGGAUGGAAGAUGUGAUCGGUUGGAAAGUCUUUCCAGUUGCUUACUUGGUGUUUCACUUUCAGCACACUCAAAAAUUGAUAUUUCUAAUUCUGAGAGGGUUGAGAAACAAUCUGAGGCACUUCAUUCUCUGGAAACUGCAAGCAAAGUGACCAAAAUGAGUAACCCCCUUGUAAUAUACUACUUGAGCUUAGAAUGUGCAGAGCAAAGGAAGUUGGAUGCUGCACUUCAUUAUGCAAAAUGCUUUCUAAACUUAGAAGUUGGGUCUAACAUUAAAGGAUGGUUAUUGUUAGCCCGGAUAUUAUCAGCUCAAAAACAGUUUUUGGACGCUGAAUCUAUUGUCAAUGAAGCUUUGAAUCAGACUGGAAUAUGGGAUCAAGGAGAGUUACUGCGAACAAAAGCUAAACUACAAAUAGCACAGGGCCAGUUGAAGAGUGCCAUUGAAACAUAUACUCAGCUUCUUGCUAUUCUCCUAGUUCAGAGAAAAACUUUUGGUUCAAAGAAGAAGCUGUAUAAGGACUACAUAGAUCAUGCUAGGAGCAUGGAAGUUGAAAUAUGGCAUGAUCUUGCUUUUGUGUACAUAAGUCUGUCACGGUGGCAUGAUGCAGAGGUGUGUCUUUCGAAAUCUAAGGCCAUCAAACUAUACUCUGCUUCUAGAUGUCAUGCAAUAGGUACAAUGCACGAAGCAAAGGGCCUUUACAAAGAGGCUUUAAAAGCUUUUCGUGAUGCUUUGAACAUUGAUCCUGGACAUGUCCCUAGCUUGAUCUCUGCUGCGGUUGUUCUUAGAUGGUGCAGUAAUCGAUCAAAUCCUGCUAUCAGAAGCUUUCUGAUGGAUGCACUACGGCAUGACAGAUUUAAUGCUUCUGCUUGGUAUAAUCUUGGUAUUUUUCACAAGGAUGAGGGUACAAUUCUAGAAGCUGCAGAAUGUUUUGAGACAGCAAACUCUCUUGAAGAAUCCGCUCCGGUUGAACCCUUCAGAUGACUGACUCUGCAAGCAUUUUGGUUAUUCAAUCUGACGCUUUUGAUGAUGAUGAUGAUAUAUAUAUAUAUAUAUAUAUAUAUAUAUAUAUAUAUAUAUAUAUAUAUAUAUAUCAUGUAUCAACAACACUUUCCCUAACACUCUUUGUGACAUACAUCUCCUGUUAGUUAAAAGUCCGGUGAGUUUCAUUUUCUAUUUGGUGGGUCUUGUUCACAAAUUAGUAGGAUCCACCUAAAUUUUAAGCAAUAGAAGAAUGUGUUAAAAAAGAGUGUUAGUGAAUGUGUUACUGACACUCAUUGUUCAUGUAUAAUUUCCAUGUGUACCUGACGACGGUAUAAGGUCAAUAAGAAAAGCAUGCUUCAUGAUUUGGUUUUUCUUGUUUGUAA